Acanthochromis polyacanthus (spiny chromis) is the source of this 2393-nucleotide messenger RNA. RefSeq names its product galactosylceramidase b (gene galcb). Gene Ontology annotation, cellular component: lysosome. Gene Ontology annotation, molecular function: galactosylceramidase activity. The transcript has 17 exons. Gene Ontology annotation, biological process: galactosylceramide catabolic process. The record is from RefSeq and is a predicted model, not a curated record. NCBI's taxonomy places the organism in Eukaryota, Metazoa, Chordata, Actinopteri, Pomacentridae. The coding region runs from base 59 to 2050 and encodes 663 amino acids.
GGUCAUGUGACGUGCAGGAGCCGUGAGCGCGCAUCAGUCAGCGGCGUGCAGCGGCAGAAUGGAGUUCAGUCUGGCGGUGAUUUCAGUUCUGGUUCUGGUUCUGGACUCUUGCUGCUCUCAGAAUUAUGUCCUGACCGACGGGGACAAACUGGGGAGAGUUUUUGACGGGAUUGGAGGUCUGAGCGGCGGAGGGGCCACCUCUCGGUUGCUGGUGAAUUAUGCUGAGCCAUACCGCAGCCAGAUUCUGGAUUACCUUUUCAAGCCAAACUUUGGAGCCUCUUUGCACAUCCUGAAGGUGGAGAUAGGAGGAGACGCCCAGACGACUGAUGGAACAGAGCCGUCCUACAUGCACUACGACAACGAUGAGAACUACUUCAGAGGCUACGAGUGGUGGCUCAUGAAAGAAGCCAAGAAGAGGAACCCAAACAUCACACUCAUAGGCCUGCCCUGGGCGUUUCCUGGUUGGGUGGGCCGAGGCAGUAACUGGCCCUAUGACUACCCAGACAUCACUGCAGCUUAUGUGGUGAAGUGGAUCCUUGGUGCCAAGCAGUACCACGACUUGGACAUUCAAUAUGUUGGGAUUUGGAAUGAGCGAAGGUACAAUGCCAAGUACAUCAAGCUGCUGAGGUACACGUUGGAUAAGAGUGGUCUGGAGGGGGUCAGGAUCGUAGCCAGUGACAACCUGUGGGAGCCCAUUGUGGCGGCUCUGCUGCUAGACCCUGAGCUGAGCAGCGCUGUAGACGUGAUAGGAGCUCACUACCCCGGGACCAUCACCGUGACCGAAGCCUUGAAGACCCAGAAGAAGCUGUGGUCCUCAGAGGACUACAGCAGCUUCAACAAUGAGGUGGGAGGAGGCUGCUGGGCUCGCAUCCUGAACCAGAACUACGUCAACGGACUCAUGACUGCAACCAUCUCCUGGAACCUGGUGGCCAGUUACUACGAGGACCUGCCGUUCGGAAGAGAUGGUUUGAUGACGGCUGAGGAGCCCUGGAGUGGAAACUAUGUGGUGGAGUCUCCCAUCUGGAUCACAGCCCAUACCACCCAGUUCACCCAGCCAGGAUGGACGUACCUGCAGACUGUUGGACAUCUGGAACACGGUGGAAGUUAUGUAGCCCUGACUGAUGGGAAAGGGAACCUCACUGUCGUCAUAGAAACCAUGACUCAUGAUCAUUCCGUCUGCGUCAGACCUCCACUCCCACACUUCAAUGUGACAUCCCAGAAUGCAACUUUCCAGCUGAAGGGAUCACUUACUUCCAUUGAGGAACUCCAAGUAUGGAGAUCACAGUUUAACUUCAAGACUAAAAAGCCAUACUUCUUUGAAAAACUAGCUCCACUAAAGGUUUUAAAUGGAUCAUUUACCCUCAGUCUGGCUGAAGACGAGGUUUACACGCUGACUACGAUUAUCACAGGACAUAAGGGCAGCUACCCCGAGCCGCCUCCGUCAGCUCCUUUCCCCAAAGUCUAUAAGGACAACUUUGAUGUUUUAAACCCUCCCUUCUCUGAGGCUCCAGACUUUGCUGACCAAACGGGUGUGUUUGAGUACUACGUCAACCUUACUGACCCCGGGCCUCACCUGUUCACCUUAAGGCAGGUUGUGACCCAGAGACCCAUCACCUGGGUAGCAGAUGCUGACCAGACAAUCAGUGUCAUAGGAGACCAUCAGUGGCAGGACCUGACCGUUUCCUGUGAUAUCUUCAUGGAGAACAUUAAGACAGGUGGUGUGUUCGUAGCAGCCAGAGUGGAUAAGGGAGGCGAGUCGGUCCGCAGUGCUAAAGGAGUCUUCUUCUGGGUGUUUGCUGACGGCACCUACAGAGUUACCAAUGAUCUCGCUGGACAGACUGUGCUGGCAGAAGGACUGUCUGGUACUCAGGCUUUUGGUUGGUACACCUUAACACUCACUGUCCAGGGCCAGUAUGCAUCAGGCCUGCUGAAUGGAUACCCGCUGUGGAAGAACGCUGUGGUUCUGACACCAAAGCAUGGCUGGGCUGCCAUAGGAACACACUCAUUUGAACUGGCACAGUUUGAUAACUUUUCUGUGACAGCAGAGUAAUAAUUAGCAGCGAAGUAAUGAUUUAUAUGAGGCUGUGAAUGUUUGAAUUAAUUUAUUGACUUGACUCAUGUCUUGAUUUAACAGUUCCUUGUCCUAAACAUUUAUUUUCUCUGUUUGUAAGGACUGAAUGAGUUUGAAGACAUGAAAAGGCACAUGAUGUAAAAUAAUAUUCUGCACUCUGGAAUUGUACUGAUGAUUGUAAAUGAUUUUGUCAUGUGGGUUUUAUGUUUUGUUUUUUUUUCACUACCUUUCACUUUUUGGAAUGUACGUGUGCAGAUUGGGGCAGAAUGAGCCCAACUCAAUGGAAGUGUAAUAAAUAAAAGAAAAGUCUUUCAUAACUUAA